Labrus mixtus (cuckoo wrasse) is the source of this 2719-nucleotide messenger RNA. RefSeq names its product insulin-like growth factor-binding protein complex acid labile subunit. The coding region runs from base 394 to 1470 and encodes 358 amino acids. The record is from RefSeq and is a predicted model, not a curated record. Gene Ontology annotation, molecular function: protein binding. Lineage: Eukaryota; Metazoa; Chordata; Actinopteri; Labriformes; Labridae. Gene Ontology annotation, cellular component: plasma membrane. The transcript is spliced from 6 exons.
CAAAAUGAGACAGAGACCGGACUAGACGAUGAGACGAGCUGGAUGCAGAGGAAACAUUUGGUGAUUGGAGAGGAUUAGAGGAUUAGUGAUACAGCUGACUGCACCGGGAGUCUCCAUCAGCACCAUCACUCUGUCGCUGCGUCCGUCUCUGAGAGCAGCAUCUCUCUCUCUCUGUCUGAGUCCAGCCGUCAUCAUCAUCAUCAUCAUCAUCAUCAUCAGCGAGGACAGAGGACAAACGGUGCUCCAGUAUGAAGACUUCUUACAUCAGAGGAGAUUCUUCUUCGAUGAAAAGCAGCGAGAACGACAGAUUUAAACUCUGCGUCUUCUUUCACCUUCCCGCUCUUUAAACUCUCCUCUCAACAAGCUGCUGUGUCCCUCCACUUCCAGAGAAACAUGAGUCUCCUUUUCCCACCAUUCCUCUUCUUCCUGCUUGCCUUUCUCUCCCCGCCGUCCCUUCUUCCAUCCGUCGAGGGUUUGCGGCUGUGUCCGUACAAGUGCACGUGUUACGAGCACGCCGACCUCGUGGACUGCCACAGUCGAGGGUUCGAGCACGUUCCCAGAGGCCUCCCGCACGGCACGUGGCUGCUGGAGCUCGGAGGAAACAACCUGAGCGAGAUCUGCACCCGGGCGUUCACUGGACUGUGGUCGCUGCGGGUGCUGGUGCUGACCAACAGCCAGAUCAGAGACAUACAACCACAGGCUUUUUUCUCUUUGUCCUUCCUGGAGAAACUGGAUCUCAGUUGGAACCAGUUAACCUCUCUACCAGUCGACUUCUCCACCAGUCUGUCUGCCAUCAGAGAGCUGCGACUGGAGCACAACAACCUGCAUCAUAUUUCUGGAUACAGCCUGGAGAAUCUGGACAACAUGGAGAAGCUGGACCUGAGUCAUAACGAGCUGGUGUCGGUCGGCCCCGGUGUGUUCAGGGGCCUCUCGCGGCUCCGGCAGCUCUACCUUCACAACAACAGACUGACGGUGGUGCAGCACGGGAGCCUGGAUAUGCUGCCUGGACUGGAGAUGAUCCAGCUGAGUAACAACAACAUCUCUCAGAUCGACAGCGACGCUCUGGCUCCUCUCUACAGCCUGGCGGUCCUCGCUCUGGACGGAAACAACCUGCAUCACCUCAAGUUUAAAACCUUCAUCAGCCUGCACACAACAGCUACACACAUCCAGCUGUCAGGUAACCCGUGGAGCUGCGACUGCGAGCUGCAUCGUGUCUUCAGUAAGAUCUUACACGUCCGACACCUCCACAUCGACGACUAUCGCAACGUGACGUGCCGGGACCCGCCGCAGCUAGCGGGGGCUUCGCUGGCCUGGGUGGACAGCCAGCUCUGUGUGGCAGAAACAGCCACCGUGCUCGUCAUCACCGUCACCGUGCUGGUCACCGUGGUGGCUGCGUUGGUGAUGGCGGAGAGGACCAGGAAGAGGAACCGCGGGAAAAACUGGGAGACGGAGUCGCAGGCGCAAACUUAGAGACGUCAACUCUGAAAGAGAAUUUUUAAAAAGUGAAGGAUAAAAGACGAGUAGGGACGGUGUGGAGACCCUGAGAGACUGCAGACUGAACAAUAUGGCCGCCAUGAAUGGACCAACAAUCCAUCUUUCUUUUGAUAUUCAAACGGGCUAGUGGUCGUGUCCUGCCGGAAAGACUUAAAAAGAAACGCUGCAGUGUGGUUUGAAUUCUUGCUCUUUUUUUCAGUUUACAGCAUUUUUUCUUUGUCUGCAUCCAAGGAUUUUUUUUAAACUCGAAAGAAACUCGUUUAGAAGCACAACUUACAGGGUUUCAAACAAACAACGAGCACAAACAAAAAUACAUUAUAAGACUUUAAAAAUAUUACAAAUUUAAACAGUAAAUGUUUGUCAUGAUUCACAAAUCUACAGCCUGAUGUGUUCGCCUCCGAGUCAUUUAACCUGCUCUUAAAAAUCAUCCAAUGAGAGCGGCUCGUUCAGUCUCAACUCUUUUUGUAAUUCGUUUCAAGCAGCGGGAAACUGAAACGCCUUUUUCCUCAGUUCAGUUCUGACUUUUGGAAGAGACAGAAAGAAAAGGUCCAAACACACACACUGUCUGAAUUAGACAAAUACGUUGGUAACGUUUCAGUUUGUCUUUGAACGGGCCGACGCUGCUCUCUUUCUUUGGAUCAGAGAAAUGACUCUGGAGCUGCGUUGAUGUUCUGAAAGUAAAAAUGUGUUUGGUUUAAAUCAACAACGUCAACAAGAACAAAGAUCUACACAAAGUUAAAGAUGAGACAACACAGAAAAACAAAAAAACACAUCUAAGCCGUUGUUGUUUUUUGGCUUGUAUAUCCAGAAAUAAAAAAUAAAAUAUUACAUUAAAUAAAUGUGGUUUGUUAUUUCUCACCUUGUAUAACUCACUAUGCAGGAGAACUUCAGUAUUUUAUUAUGUAGCUGGAUUUCAUCUCAGCCAAACUUAUAUAUUAUAUAAAGAAAGUAUUUGAUUAAAAAAAAUCUUAUUCGGGAAUCAAUUUGCUCCGCCCCUAAACACUGAGGUUAAUAAAAGAGAAAUAUUACAAAAUGAGGCGACACCAUCGAGCUGGUUCAGGAAGUCAGUAAGUUGUUUUCUUUUCAUCAUCAUGUAUACAAAGAAAGAUGUAAGGAUGGCUGCACCAGGUUUAUUUUCAUCUUUAGUCCUGCUUCAUUUUCAGAGCAUCGGGAGUAAGUUCUGGUAUUUCAAAGAUCAAAGGUCAAAGGUCAUCUUUAUUGUCCC